Thunnus maccoyii (southern bluefin tuna) is the source of this 1987-nucleotide messenger RNA. Its product is annotated as purine nucleoside phosphorylase-like. Gene Ontology annotation, molecular function: purine-nucleoside phosphorylase activity. The record is from RefSeq and is a predicted model, not a curated record. Lineage: Eukaryota; Metazoa; Chordata; Actinopteri; Scombriformes; Scombridae. The coding region runs from base 141 to 1031 and encodes 296 amino acids. Gene Ontology annotation, cellular component: cytoplasm. Gene Ontology annotation, biological process: nucleoside metabolic process. The transcript has 6 exons.
AUAUGGUGAUGAUGGUGGAGGAGGAGGAGAGAUGGAAAUGAACCUAAAACCAGCCUCACUAUUCCAGAUACCCAGACAACGCUGACAGACCUAAUAUAACACGGAACAACCCGCUGACCCCAUCUGCGUCACGUUGCAUCAUGUUCUGCAUGUCUGAGUUCAUGUCUGGGGACAGCUAUGAUCAGUGCCGCGCUACAGCCGAUUGGCUGAUGUCCAACACACAAGUGCGGCCGACUGUGGGCAUCGUGUGCGGUUCAGGUUUGGGGGGGCUGGCCGAGAUGCUCAAGGACCCACAGAUCUUCAAAUACUCUGACAUUCCUAACUUCCCCCGAAGCACAGUGCAUGGUCACGCUGGAAGGCUGGUGUUUGGAACACUAAAAGGGAAGCCGUGUGUUUGCAUGCAGGGCAGGUUCCACCUGUACGAGGGUUACCCCAUCCAGAAGAUCACGCUGCCCAUGCGUGUCUUCAAGCUGAUGGGUGUGGAGACGAUGAUCCUGACCAACGCAGCCGGAGGCCUCAACCAGGACUACAAAGUGGGAGACGUCAUGAUCAUCAAAGACCACAUCAACAUGCCGGGCUUUGCUGGACUCAACCCGCUGGCUGGACCCAACGAUGACAGGUUUGGUGUUCGUUUCCCCUGCAUGUCUGACGCCUACGACCGUGAGUUGCGUCAGCUGGCCAAUGAUGUAGCGGCAGAGCUGGGCUACAGCGACUUUCUGCAGGAGGGAGUGUACUGCGUCCUGGGCGGUCCCUCUUUUGAAACUAUUGCUGAGUGUCGUAUGCUGCACAGGCUAGGAGCCGACGCUGUUGGUAUGAGCACUGUACAUGAGGUGAUCGUCGCCCGUCAUGCCGGGAUGCGUUGCUUCGCCAUGUCGCUGAUCAGUAACCGGGCAGUGAUGGACUACGACAGCCAGGAGAAGGCCAACCACCAAGAAGUCCUGGAGACGGGCAGGCAGAGGUCCGAGCAACUGGAGAAACUGGUGACCACUAUGGUGGCUCGACUGGAGCACAACAAUAACAACUCAUUCUAAAGACAUCUUCUGCUCACGUGGUGACCGCCACCACUGUACCUGGUCUCAUGCCCUGUCCGGCUUUAUCUCUGCACCACAACAGGAAGACUAUUGAAAUGCUUGUUAGAACGCUAAAAAAAAGCUUUGUGCGGUUUCAAACCUUCAAGCCUGGUUUACUAAUUGAUAAACUAGUUUUGUAGUAAAAAAAAUUUUUAGAAACGUUCCCACUGGUUGUUACGUUAGGUCUAGUCUUAGGAUCCUGGGAACUGGUCCACUUUUUUAUACACUCCUCUAUCAACAAUGUUUACAUUUUAGCAGCGUGCAGAUAAAUAAUGCUAAUUUAGUGGAAGUACUUUUCUGACAAAUUCCUGUCAUGAUAUACUUUACUGUAUACAACCAACUUUAGUGUUUCAGUGAAACAGCAUCGUAUUUUAACUUAAUAACUUUUAACUUGAAAACUAAAUAUUUAUUGUUUCACUUUUUACAUUCCCUGAUAUCAAUCAGUAACCAACAUGAAAACAGUGAUAUUUGCAUUUUUUCAUUAAAGUAGAGGACCAACUCAUCAUGCAUGUCUUAAUACGGCUAAAAGGUGGAAAUAAUAAUUUCAUAUAGUGUAAAAGAGGUGUAAAAUAUUCUAAAAUAGGUCUAAAUUAUUUAUACUAAAUGUAUUUAAGUAGUGUGUUUAUUUUCUUUGAUAUUGUAAUAUGUUGAAUAGACAGAUCUUGAAAAAAGGGAUCAUAUCCUGCAUGGGACACUGACCACAGUAUGUAGGUCAGAUUUUGAAGAAAGGGAUCAUUUCCUGCAUUGGACACUGACCAAAGUAUGUAGGUCUGAUCAAACUCUCUUUCCAUGUCUUAUCACUGUAUUAACAAAUGGACUGGGGUUUUGGUACUUUUAGAGGUACUUGACUGAGAACUGUACCAUCUGGGUGGGCUGUGGAUCAACUCUUACAAUAAAAUGACUCAACUUGAAAACCA